Messenger RNA from Triplophysa rosa, 2720 nucleotides. RefSeq names its product protein C19orf12 homolog. The record is from RefSeq and is a predicted model, not a curated record. Lineage: Eukaryota; Metazoa; Chordata; Actinopteri; Cypriniformes; Nemacheilidae. Bases 138 to 569 code for a protein of 143 amino acids. The transcript has 3 exons.
GUGUCAUAAAAGAGUAGGAGAAAAGUGCGGAAGUGAUGUCACUGCAGAUCCCUAGCCUACUCUUCACUCUGACAGUGAAACUGAAAGAACAGUAGGCCUAACAGAAGAAACAAAAUAAAUUGAGAUUGUUUCACAACAUGGCUAUGAACUGUCGAAUAGAUGAUGUAAUGGGACUUUGCUGUAAGAUAUCAGAAAACAGGAAAAUAAAAGCAACAGUACAUAACUCCGCGAAAGGAGGUGUAACAGCUGGAGGAGGGGCUUUUAUAGGGGGACUUCUUGGAGGGCCACCCGGUAUUUUCCUUGGUGCGACUAUAGGAGGUGCACUGGGAUGGUGGAUGACCAGUGGUAAAUUCCAACCUCUUCAUCAGAUCAUAAUUGAGCUUCCUCCUCAACAGAAGAAGAAACUCUAUGAUGAUGUCAUGGCAGUAUUAGGCAAACUGGACUGGAUUGAUCUUGCUCAACUACUUCUUCUUGUAAUGGGGAAUUCCUCGCUGCAAAUGCGUGUAGUCAGUACCAUACUCACUUUUGCCACAAAAGAGCUCGGAGCCAAAGUACAGUAUGAAGAUUAGGAUAUUGGAGAGUAAAUGUUAGUUUUACUGUUUAUUUCAGAGACAUAGUUAAAUAAUCAGGCUGCAUUUUAUAGAAACACGUACAAUGAAAAGUACAUUUAUUGUUCAAGAGUAAUGGAGAAAUAAUCUUCCACAGUCCAAAACUUGUGUAAAUUCAUCUAAAUUUAUGCAUUCGUUUUAGCAUACUUAACUUUUGUUGCAAGUAUUUGUUAAGUCCAAAUAAUAAAUAAUACAUUGAUAUAUUUUGAGUCAUGAAUAUUAAGACGUUUUUAGAGCUACCCCAUUUAGUGUGCAUUAUAAUAAAAUAGUCUAAAUAUUUUAAUUAAAUGAAAUGUAUGAUAAAAUGUUUUUGCAUUUAAAUAUAUUUCUGUAACCAAAUAGAUCUGGUCAUCUAAAAAUCUCCAUUGACCUAGUUAAUUUCAAAGACAGACCUCUAUUUAUUUUUAAAUAAAAUCUAAUUUAAUUUUCCAGAAAGUUGUCAAACUAAUUUUUUCCAUUUGCAUUGCAUAUUUGAAGAUAUGUCUCAGAAGACAGACAUUUUUUACAUUAUGUAUCUGAUUAUCAGUUAUGGCCAACAGUGAUGUGCAAUAGAGUAAGGCCAAAAUUUUAGCUCCUGUUGACUAUAGGCCAAAAUGAGCCGUUUUUUUUAACAAUCUCAGUUGCUUAAUGCUCUCAGACCUUGUCCGACUAAACACAUUCAAAAGGUGUUAUUAUACCAAAGGGCAGUGAACAUUUCCUGCUUCACAACAUUCUCCUGUGACGCAAAAAAGGAGGACUGUAAACAACGCAUCAUACAAAUCUCACAAAUAUGUCGUACUUGGUUUUGUAAUGUAUUUAAAAUAUACUUGUUUAGAUUUAUGUAUUUAAAAAAUCGAAUGGGUAAUUAAAAGUAUGUAAUUAAAUAUUUUUCUUACCCACAACAAGAUUUCCUUGAAGUUAUGAGGCAAUUCUGUUCUGUGGUAAGGUGCAGUUCAUAUGGCUUGGUAGAAAGCAGACCCACAAUUUCUUUGAAAAGUGAGAGAACAUAAGCUAUGCAGAACUAAAACAGAGGAAACAUAUUUAAAUGGUGCAAAAAAAUACAAGUGCAUGUACUGUAUUCUAUAACAAACCAUGUAACUAGAAGUAAAAUUUUAUACAAUUCAGCAAUGACUGAUGGUUUUCUAUCAGCAUUUUUUAAUGCACUUUUAGUGAAAGUGAGGUUGUCAUGGCGGUUGAAUAAUAUAUAUUUUUCAAAGAAAAUGGCAGCUAUUUCCUCAUGUUAAGUUGCAUAAGCAUUACCGUUCAUCUAGGCAACUCCACAUUCAUGCUGGCAUUCAAUGUUAAGACCAUUUAUACAUUUAUAUAAAAAAUUAAUUUAAAAUUUAAAACUUAACAAAAUGGCCAGUAAAAUGUAUUUAUUGUUAAAUAGUUUAGAGGUAGUGUUUCAUACCGCAGGUGAUGUAAUUAAAUUUGGUACAAACAGGUUACAAAUGCUAUUAUGAAAUGUAAGCACAAUUACAUAAUACAUGAUUUGAACUCGUCACUACACUACAAGAGAUUAUUUUAUAUUUCAAAUUAAAGUGCGGUAGCAAACAGGAUGCUGGUUUCUAAUAUAAAUAUAAGAAUAACAAUACGCUGGUUUAGUGAAAAUGCGUUAUGUAUCCAUUAAUGUUUUUUGUAAAACCUGAGUUGGAUUAACAACAAAAAUGUUCAGUUUUGUGAUUGUGUUGAAUUUCUUUACAUUGAAAUUCAGUAAAGUUCCCAUCCUAAGGGGUGUGGCCAGUUUAAUUCUGCUUCAGAUCAGCAACUGAACUAAGGCCCAUUCUGAUUUAUUAAUUUUGCCCCGUCAACACCAGGGUAUUGACAAUUUAGGCCCGGUUUCACAGACAGGGUUUAGCUUAAGCCAGGACUAACCCUUAGUUAAAUCAGGAGUUACUUUUAUAAAAAUGCCCUAGUAAAAAAUUACUGGUGUGCAUCUUGAUACAAAACAAUGGCACUGACAUAUUUUAAGAUGUUUUAGGGUGAGGUAUUUUCAGUUAAGACAGCUCAAACAUUCAUUUUAGUGUGGGACUAGCCUUAAUCCUUGUCUGUGAAACCGGGCAAUAGUUUGAUAAACAGAGAGAAACCCAGGAAACACUCUCUGCACAUUUCUGAAUUAUUGUUGCAUUCAAU